AUGAGCACUGCUACAAAAUCUUACAUCCUGCUACUCGUUCAAUUUUUCUUGAAUUCUCAAAAAAGAAUACGAGGUUCAAUUAAACCAUGCAAUGAAUGGUUCAAAAAAAAGGCCGGAUUUUUCCUGUGUGGUAAAAACGUUGCAUUUAUAAACUCCGAAAUUAAACCCUUGGGAUGUACUCCGCUGCUGCGGAAGAAAGACAGCCUAAAGGUUCAAAUGGAAGGCCGGAAGUCGAUCAAUCAACAACUCGAAACUAAAGGUGGUCCGAGUGAAGUUGCAUUGUUAACAAACUUUGGCGAUUUGAUCAAUUCUUUUAUAAUGGAUUUAAAAUUUGACUGUUUAUACCGUUCUUGGUCGUUUCGUACUACUCGGUUGGUAAUUGACCAUACAACAAUCCCAUUGGCAGAAUACUCGUUGAGUCAUUUGGCAGCUUUGGAGGAAACUCUUGCUUACAACCUUCUACUGAUAGACAUUUGUGAGCAAGUUCGCGAAGGAUUACAAAAAAAGGAGCGAACAAUUUACACCACCCUUUCAGAUGAGAUUUUUACGGAAACUUCCGGAUUCUCCCCAGUUAAAAAUAUUGUUAGAAUCAUAAAAAGGCUUUUCUGA
Molecule: messenger RNA, 609 nt
Organism: Funneliformis geosporum
Lineage: Eukaryota; Fungi; Glomeromycota; Glomeromycetes; Glomerales; Glomeraceae
Source: the annotation of a GenBank genome assembly